Molecule: messenger RNA, 1962 nt
Organism: Asterias rubens (European starfish)
Lineage: Eukaryota; Metazoa; Echinodermata; Asteroidea; Forcipulatida; Asteriidae
Product: forkhead box protein O3-like
Exons: 2
Coding region: 202-1962 (586 amino acids)
Biological process (GO): regulation of transcription by RNA polymerase II
Cellular component (GO): nucleus
Molecular function (GO): DNA-binding transcription factor activity, RNA polymerase II-specific; RNA polymerase II cis-regulatory region sequence-specific DNA binding
Source: RefSeq, a predicted model, not a curated record
AGAGCAGCAGCAUGCAUAGUGUAGUAGUAUAAGACCAUGUGUGAUUGUAAUAGCACACGCAAAAAUGGUGGCAAGACGUUGCUAAACGCACCGAACUAACUUGUCAAAUUCCCUCUUAGUUUUCAAUUGUCAUCUAAUGAUCUGCACUCGGUACCAACCACGGAACACAUCUGGAUGAUCUAAACCUUGGAUAAUAUAAGCAUGGCAGAAAUAGACCCCGAUUUCGAGCCUCAAUCCCGGCCUCGCUCCUGCACUUGGCCGCUACGGAGACCGGACUUUUUAGAGAAGCCGUCCCAGCCAUCGCCGGGAGAAGGCGCGCCGUCGACCGGCACCGGAGCACCCGAUGAAAUUCAGGACCCGGUGCUCUCUCAACAGGUCGAAAGCCCGGACAUCAAGCAAGAUUUAGCGGCCGUUGCAACCAACAGAAAGAACUGUUCACGGAGAAAUGCAUGGGGAAAUUUGUCGUACGCAGAUUUAAUAACUAAAGCCAUUCAAAGUGCACCGGAGCAGCGCUUGACAUUGUCUCAAAUCUAUGACUGGAUGGUUAAAAACGUUCCUUUCUUCAAAGAUAAAGGAGACAGCAACAGUUCGGCAGGCUGGAAAAAUUCUAUUCGACACAACCUCUCCCUGCAUAGUCGCUUCGUACGGGUCCAAAAUGAAGGAACGGGAAAGAGCUCCUGGUGGAUGAUUAACCCCGACGCUAAGCCCGGUAAGUCGUCCCGCCGGCGAGCCUCCAGCAUGGACACCAGCAACCCCAAGUGGGAAAAGAAACGUGGCCGAGCCAAGAAGAAGGUCCUGGAGGAGCACGCCAAGUGGAACACCAGCCCAACGCCCAAGUUUGAGGGUGGGGAACCUGAGACGUCGCUGUCGCUCGCACUGAGUUCUGAAUUCCGCUCGCGAGCCAGUUCCAACGCCAGCAGUUGCGGGCGUCUAUCCCCCAUCAAUCAGAUGGUUGAACUGACGGAUAUGCAUGACAACGAGGCCCCACCCAUGUCACCCGGUGCCUACGAUAUCGGCCACCAUACACAACCUUAUGAGAGUCCAGAUCACCUCCAUACAGACCAACUAACAUCACUCGCCCAGGCCAUGAGUCUUAACGCCUCGCUGAACGGCUCAGUGAGUUCGGAUCUGAACAGUUCAGUUGAACAGCUGAGAGUGCCGGCACCCAGAAGGCCCUCUCCACAGCACACAAGUCGCGGACCUCUUUUCCAGAAUGGUGUUUCAAACAACUCCAAUGGCUACAUGUUUUCCCCCUCCCCUAGCUUCAGUGGGUCCGAUAUAUCCCCUGUACAUAGUAAUGUGCAGAGUCCAGCGUAUAGUCCCUACGGCCAGAAUUCUGCCAUGAGUCCUAUGGCUCAGCAGCGCUGCUCCCCGUCGAUGAGUGUCACCGACAUGUCACAGCCUUUCACCAUGAAUGUUCCACAACAACAGCAGCAGCAAACACCCUCAGCCUUCACCAUGAUGCCACAUCAGGAUCCCAGCGUCAUCCUGUCCAAGCGCGACCCGAUGCUGUCCCACUCGACGCUUGGGCCGGGCAGCAUGAUGCACCAACGCCCCACCAACCUGCCGACGUGCCGCGUUCAGACCUCUAUCUCGCAGGGCCGGUCGCUGCAAGGGUUCAGUCCGCAGACCAGCCCGAGCAACCCGCUGUCGGGGCUGCUGCUACCGAAUGCUGUCACGGCGUCCCAGACCAACCACAUGUCCAGCCCCACCCACGUAUCCCUCAACGCCCACUACGCGCAGUCCAUGAACCAACUCCUUCAGAGCAGUCCGAUGACUACCAACACCAGUGACAGGGUACCCACUGAUCUUCAGAGUCUUAACGUGGACAUGUUUAAGGAUAUGCACUGCGACAUAGAGUCUGUGAUUCAUGAUGAACUUAAGAUGGACGACGGGAACCUGGACUUCAAUUUUGAUGGGCCAAUCAACAACCAGACGGUCGCCCCAAACUGGGUUCAUUAA